UGAGCCGAGGCAAAGUAAAGCUCUUCAUGACUGGACUCUCAAAGCGCAUACAGACAGAUUUUGGUGUUGUUGUGCCAUACAGCCCCGACGUCCUGACUGUUCAAAUGCCAAGAAUCUACUCUGGCACCCUCUGUGGCCUGUGUGGGAACUUUAAUGCUAAUCCAGAAGACGAUCUGAUGAUGAUUCUGAUAUCUCUCAGGCCAUUGCACACUGGCAAACCAGCAGUGAAUGUGUGACUGUGCCUAAUAACACCACAGUUUGCAAUUCACACAAUAUGGCUCUUUAUCAGGGAGAGGAUUUCUGUGGAAGGUUACUGGAUUCAGAGGGAGAGUUUCAGAGCUGCCAUAAAACCGUAGAUCCACAAGAUUUCUAUGAUGAUCUCUGUUAUGGUAACCAGACGACACUGUGCCAAAUUCUGUCCAGUUAUGUGGCUGUGUGUCAAGAAACGGGCGCUGUAGUGGAUGAAUGGAGGGCCUCCGACUUUUGUAAUCUCACCUGUCCACCUAACAGUGAAUAUCAACUGUGCUCCAGUCACAUCUCUGACUGUGUCGAAAACCCAAGUCCUCUAGCAGAGACAUGCAAAGAGGGCUGUUUCUGCAGACCUGGGUUUUUCCAUAGUGGUGGCAAAUGUGUACCCGACUCUGAGUGUGGCUGCAUUUACAAUGGAAUCUACCAUGAAAUUCAUGAGAACUUCCUCCCUGAUGAGCGCUGUCAGCUGCACUGUGUCUGUGUGGGCCACAACAAGGUGCAGUGCGCCAACAGCACGUGUCCAAAUGGAACAAAAUGUGGCAUCCAAGAGGGUUACAGGGCAUGUCACGCAUCACAGCCUGUUAAAUGCACAGUCAUGGGUGGAAGACACUUCAGGAACUACGAUGGACAAAACUUUGACUUUAAUAUGGGAAACUGCAGUUAUGUUCUCUCCCAGGUUUGUGAUGAGGAAGGAUCUGAACCAGUUGUUGCUCUUCAGAAAGGAGAGCUGCACCUGAGGGUCCAUGGAGUAAACCUAUCAUUGGAGAUGGAGCAUUUAGGCAAAGUAAAAAUCGACGGUGCUCUGCGGAGUCUUCCUGUCCAACUGGAUCAUGUAAAAAUACUACAUUCUGGCCUGCUGACUCGAGUUGUUGUCGACACUGGGGUUGUUGUUGUGAUGGAAAUUCAUCUUGAGAUUUGAAAUAAUGAAAUUCUCAGACUGGAGUUGCCUUUGAGUCUUUUUAAUAGUAAACUCUGCAGAGGUUACACAAC
Messenger RNA from Hippoglossus stenolepis (Pacific halibut), 1239 nucleotides. Its product is annotated as zonadhesin-like. The coding region runs from base 275 to 1168 and encodes 297 amino acids. NCBI's taxonomy places the organism in Eukaryota, Metazoa, Chordata, Actinopteri, Pleuronectiformes, Pleuronectidae. The record is from RefSeq and is a predicted model, not a curated record. The transcript is spliced from 3 exons.